Camelus dromedarius (Arabian camel) is the source of this 5291-nucleotide messenger RNA. RefSeq names its product HBS1 like translational GTPase (gene HBS1L). Gene Ontology annotation, biological process: translation. The transcript has 5 exons. NCBI's taxonomy places the organism in Eukaryota, Metazoa, Chordata, Mammalia, Artiodactyla, Camelidae. The record is from RefSeq and is a predicted model, not a curated record. Gene Ontology annotation, molecular function: GTPase activity; GTP binding. The coding region runs from base 160 to 2061 and encodes 633 amino acids.
CGUACUCAGAUAAGACGUCGCUCAUGCGCAGGAGCUCAGCGCUGAGGCCUGCCGGAAGCCAAGAUGGCGUAUAUGUGUUCUCCAGGCCGCAGUUGGCGCCUUAUCAGUAUCUGAGCGGGUAUUUUGUAAGGGGCUGUGGCGAACGCCCUUUCCGCCGUAAUGGCCCGGCAUCGGAAUGUCCGAGGCUAUAACUACGAUGAAGAUUUUGAAGAUGAUGAUUUCUAUGGCCAGUCUGUAGAGGAUGAUUAUUGUAUUUCGCCAUCAACAGCUGCUCAGUUUAUUUACUCACGACGUGACAAACCGUCUGCUAUUGAGCCUCUGGAAGAAUAUGAUUAUGAAGACUUGAAAACAUCCUCCAAUUCUCUUUUGAACCAUCAGCUAAGUGAAAUUGAUGAAGCUCGUCUCUAUUCAUGCCUUGAUCACAUGAGAGAGGUACUUGGAGAUGCUGUGCCAGAUGACACAUUGAUUGAAGCAGUACUGAGGAACAAGUUUGAUGUGCAGAAGGCUUUGUCAGUGGUUCUGGAGCAAGAUAAAAUGCAGAAUUUGAAAGUCAGGAGUGAAGAAGCAGUAUCUACAAGAAAGAUAGCAAAAGGAGUCUUAUUAUCUUCCUCUGAAGUUUCAGCUGAUAAUGUUCAAAACUCUUGUCCUCAAUCUGCAGACCGUCUGGAUUGCAGUAGCAAAUCCUUUGAUUUUUCUGCCCCAGGAGCAAAAUAUGGAUUAUGUCAUAGUUCCUCCAUUGUACCAAGUCGCUAUUUACUUUAUAAAAAAAAACUUGACAGACCUAAAAGUGAAAAGAAACUAGAAUCAUGUAAGUUAACAAAAGAGCUGUCACUAGCUGACCUAAUUGAUUAUAUGCCAAGAGAUUCUUGCAAAAGUCAGCCAUCAGUCAGAUUAUCAUCCACAGAUAGUCUGGAGAGUCCACCUUCAAAGAGUAUAGAUGCUGAUUUGUUUAGACCUCAUGCAUCUGAAUGUAUUUCUAAAGAUGAUUCUGCGUUCAAAGAAAUACCAGAUUUAAAAUCCUUAAUGAUAAAAAACACAACACCUAAUAACUAUCUAUUUAUUCAAAAUAAUUCAGUUCCUGAUUUGCAAAAUAUUCCAGUACAAAACAGCUUUGAAAGUUUAAAUAAUCCUUUGCUCUUAACUAGCUCUUUGGAAAAUAUGGCUGUUGAUAAUUUAAAUGCUAGUAAAAUGGCUGAAGUUGGAAGUGUUUCUUCAGUUGAACAGAGUGCCAAGAAUUGCAUAUUAAGAAAUGACAACUUGCAGUUUUCCCAAUGUGAAAGUUCAUCUUUAGCUGAACUGUUUCAGAAGCACAAAGAAAACAAUCCAAGCGAAUGCUUUACUUUAUCUGAUCUUUGUAACCAGCCAUCUGCCAGUUUCACAGAUCUGAGUUUGGGAUCCUUCCCCUUGUCACAACUAGCAAAUCGGUAUCAGUCUUCAACUGGAAUAUCAGAAUUAACAGGAUCUCUGUCAUCCUUGGCAUUUCGUAAAGCUUCUCCGACAAGAGACCUUGAGAAUUUGUCACUUUCUGAUUUGAUUGCAGAAACAAUUGAUGUAGACAACUCUAAGAUUAAGAAAGAGUCCUGUCCGCUCAGUUUAUCUGAAGUGAGGGCACCUGAAAUAGAUUUGAAUAUAGAUCUCAGUGUCCUCAUAAAAGCCCCAGAUAAUGUUCCAAAACCUGUAGUAGACCAAUCCAUUGCUCCAACAUCAGGAACUAAAGUUCUAAGUUCAAGGUUAGGGAAAGAUUCCAAUUCUGCUAAGGAUAAUAAGAAAAACAGUAAAGGCUCUCUGACUAGGAAACCACCUUUUUCUCUCUCUUGGACCAAGGCUCUUGCUGCCCGACCUUCAGCUUUUGCUUCAACACUGUGUCUUCGUUACCCAUUGAAAAGCUGCAAACGACGCACCCUUGACCUCUAUAAGAGUUUUCUUUAUAGCAGACAAGUUCAAGACGUAAAGGACAAAGAAAUAAGUCCUCUUAUAGCAAUAACACCAUUUGAUUUCAAAUCAGCAUCUCCUGAUGACAUUGUAAAAGCUAAUCAAAAGAAAGCUUUUACUAGAGAAUAGUAACAAAAGGAAAACUUGAUAACUUUUGUAGAGCUCUUUCUUUUAAAUUAAUUUGACGUCUUUAUAGCAUUGCUUUAUAUUAUGGGAUUUAAUUUGUGAUUUUUAUAUUAAAAUUGUCUUAACAUCAGUUGAUAGCUUUAGUUGAUACAUAUUUUUGCACUGAAUUUUUUUUUUUAACAAUCUUCUUUAGUGAUAACUGGCUUUAAGUUGAUAGCCUAUUGAGUGUAUGUUUACCAAGUGCAUAUGGAAAUUUGAUAUUGUGAAAUCAAGCCUCAGCUAUUUUUGUUUAAAGCAUUCAAUUUUAUAAGUUUUUACAAUGAGAUGUUUUCUUUUAUAAAAUAUUUUUGUGCUUUGUUCUCAAGUGAGAAUGCUAUCACUUGGGAUUAUUAUAGUUUAGUGAUGAAGAUUUUUCUUAUAUGUAGCAUAGCAUCGCUGAGACAGUAUUAUAUUUUAAAAAAUUAAUGAUAUCAUUCCAAUUUCAUUAUUUUCUGCAGGUGAAUACUAAGACUUUUCUAUUAGAAAAUCUUAAAAUUCCUGACUUUUAAUAAUACUGUGGAGGUUGUUGAAAUACAUUUUUCAUGAUAAUAAAAUGAAAAUCCUUUUAAGGGGCCAUGUACAUAUUGAAGAUGGAUUAAUACAUAAAUUAUUUUUAUACAUUUUCAAAACCAUUUGUCCUAAAUGCACACUUUAAAAUAAAUAUACAGAAAGCCUUUUCAAGUAUGGUUGCAUGUUCUUUGAAUAGAUAAUCUUAUCAGAGCUCUUUAACUUUUUUACUAUAAGUGAUGAAAUGUAGAGUUUUCCCUCUUUGCUGCUGAUGGCUUGUAUAUACUAUAAUGACAUAGUUUCAGCAAUGGCAAAUCUUUUAGUCAGUAGAACAAAUAGGUAAUUCAACCCUUAAAGCAGUCAUCCUCAACUGGCAGCCAGAAUCACUGGGGGAGUUUUUUUCAAAACACAGAUACUGUGGCUUCACUCCAGACAUGGUGACUCAAUCUCUGAGGGGUGACACUUGGGAGUGUGUAUUUUCAUAUUGGUCCCCAGUUGAUUCUGAUGGGUCACUUCUACUUGGGAAUCACUGCCUUAAAGAAAUCAAUAGAAUGAUAGAAAUUACUAAUGCUAAGAAUAAUAUCCAGCCAACUUGAAUUUUUAAUUUGUAUUUUUAGUAAUUAGAAAUACUAAAGAAAAUUGCUAAUUAGGAAUUAGGUCUUUUGCAUAAGAAGAUGCUGCUAUAAUAUUAUUAGUAUUUCUUGCAGAAAAAAAUAUAUAAAAUGUUAUUUCUUAAUAAAAAUAAAAUAGCUGUAUUUUCCCAGUAAAGAAAUAUUUUUCUCUGACAGCUACUUCACUAUGAAUUUGAUAAUUUUUUUUUGUAUUUCUUGUAUGUUUAUUUUCAGGAUGACAUUCCAGUAUUUUUAGCUGUAUGUGAUUUUUUAUAUCCAGUGUUUUGGUGGAAAAGUUUAUGCCAGCCUUAUGGCUUCAUUGUUCUUGACCAAACACUUUUUGUGAUGUCUUCAGUUCUUGUUUUUAAUGGGAUAUUUGAGUGCAUAUCAUACUGAUGCUUAGAUCAUAUAAAUUACAGGUUAUAUUUUAGGAUUGAUUUUAAAGUUUGAAUUACCCACCCCAGCUGCUGAUUUUCUUUUUCUAGUCUUGAACCUUAAUUAAACAUUUUAGUAAUUUUGAACUAUUAGUCUAUGACUCAUCAGCUGGAUUUAUAAAUGGUAGGCAGUCUCCAAUUUGGAAGCAAAUUGUAUUCUCAGUGUUUGUUUGGAACUGUCAAUAAUUCCUGAUGGAUUAAAUGCUACACAGGUGGUUCUUAAACACUGUUUAACCCAUGUUGAAGUUGAACAGUGUUACUGUUAUUUUAUCUUCUUUUAUAACUAAUUUUCAAGUGGAAAUACAGUACUUUUUAAGCCAUAUAGUAGGUUUUAUAGCAUGAACUGUAUCUCCCUUUGUUGGCUGAUGAGGAUUGUAACUACCAUUUAGAAAAUUUUGUUUUUUAGGGGGAAAAAUUCUAUAUUGCAGGGUGAUAGGGAAGGUAACAAUUUUUAAAUAGCUCUCUCUAUUUUUGUUGUCAUGGCCACUGGUCUGUCAGGUCUGUACCUGACAUGCAUUUGCCCUGUUGACUAAGGAAGUGUCACAGUCUCUGAGAUUCAGAGAGUGGAACCGAGAAGACCCACUGCCCCUUCUACCCUUGGCCACUGGCCCUCGGUAAAGAGACAGGUGCUUGCUCGUUCGUGGAUACAUUCCUAGUGAUGACUGUUGCUUGCACUAAGUGUAUAUUUGUACCAGCUGCUGUUUAUUGACUGACUGCUGUCUUGGUAGCUCAGGUAGGCUAAGUGUUUUUAGUUUAUUUUCCAGUUCCAAUAUCAGUUUUGAAGUGCAAUGCCAUUUUUAUUUGUGUUAUGAUCAAAUGCAUUAGUAGUUUACUUUAGGAAUAGAAAUAAUGUGAUUAUAUUCUAAAUGAUAUAAAUGCGAAAGACAUUUAAAAUGACCAUUUUUACUCUUCACUUUUUAAAAUUUUUAAAAGAGCUGAUGUUCAUAGAUGUUUUUCCCUCUUGCAUUCUCAAGUCUUUGGUUGGUUUUUUUGGUUAUGGUUCUUGUUACCAUUAAUUGUCAAGAACCAGGGUUUCAGUUUUGUGCAGAGCACUUUGCUUAGGUUUUCUUUCUUAAUUGUUUUAUCUUUGUCAUGUUUCCAAUCUAAUGAACUGGUAUUCUAACCCUUAUUCCUCCCUUUAGCUUUGAAUCUUCCUUUCUUAAACUUUUCUUUCACCUGUUCUCUUCUCAUAUUAACAGUAAUACCAUUCCCAAUGUAUUAUAUUUAAUUUUUAGUAGUCAGUGGGAGGUCGUGCAACUAAUUGUCACACCAAGAAUAAAACUAGUCCAGUGCUUUUCUAUAUGUGGACCAUUGCAAAUAAACAAGUAUACAGUCAUAUAUUGAGGAAGAACUGUGCAUCAAGUUUUCUGUUUUGUGUUCACACAAGUAUAUAUUUGCUUGUAAAAUCAGAUUUAUAGCAGCCUAGAAAUUGUUUUCUAUUACCUGAAUAAACAAAGGUAAUACAGACUGGACAGGGAGGGAUUGGUAUGACUACUUUACUAUUAUAUAAGGCUCAGUGUAUGCAGUUGUAUAUUAUAACUUUAAUUUUCAAGGUAUAAAAAACUUGUCACAUUUUGAUUGUAUAUAUGCAUUUUUGUAAAAGCUACGUUGAAAUAAAUUAUAAUUCUGAAGUUUUCUUAAA